Capsella rubella is the source of this 1185-nucleotide messenger RNA. RefSeq names its product glutamyl-tRNA reductase-binding protein, chloroplastic. The transcript has 5 exons. The coding region runs from base 32 to 994 and encodes 320 amino acids. The record is from RefSeq and is a predicted model, not a curated record. Gene Ontology annotation, cellular component: chloroplast. Lineage: Eukaryota; Viridiplantae; Streptophyta; Magnoliopsida; Brassicales; Brassicaceae.
CUAUCUAUCAGAGGGCAGAGCAACAACAAAAAUGCAACUCCAAACCCAAUCCUUCGCUCUCACUCUUCUCCCAUCUCCUAAUUUCGCCAAACCCACCGAGAGACGCGAAUUCAUCUCUCUCAAACGAGACCCGUCUCGUCCAAUUUCGCUCCGAUGCUCCGUUUCCACGGCUUCGGAUACUCCGUUGACGGCGACCCAUCAUCUCUCCGCUUCCACCCACAAGCCCUUUCCGGCGGAGGUUUCGAGGAGUAUCAUGGAGCUUUCCUCCGUUGGAACUCUCUCCACUUUGACCCACGACGGCUGGCCUCUCGGCGUUGGAGUUCGCUUCGCCGUUGACCAAGAUGGCACUCCUGUUCUUUGCCUCAAUCGCACUUUCUCUCCUGACAAGAGGUCUGCUCUUCAUGUUCAGUUAGAACAAUGUGGAUUGAGAACUCCUCAGUGUACGAUACAAGGUAGCAUUAGUCGCCCAGGAGACGAUCUUGUUCUAAAGCGCCUUAGUGCUACAUGGAGGAAAAAGUUUGGCGAAGAAGUUGAGGAGGACAGUUUAUAUGUUGUAGCAGUUGACCGUGUACUCCAAAUGGAAGACUUCAUGGAGGACGGGAUCUGGGUGGCGUCAUCAGAUUAUAAAAGUGCAAGUCCUGAUCCUCUUCGAGAUGUUGCAGAAGAUAUUGUCAACCAGAUCAACACUAACAACAUGGAAGACAUUUUCCGAUUCUGCAACGUAUACGUGGAUCUAGACUUUGUGGUUUCAGAAACAAAGAUGAUUUGGAUGGAUAGGCUUGGAUUUGACCUCCGAGUAUGGUCUCCACGAGGUAUAUAUGAUGUGAGGAUUCCGUUUCCAAUGGAAGUAACAGAUGAAAAGGGAGCAAAAUCAUCCUUCAAUGGAAUGUCACAGCUCGCUUGGGAAGUAGAGAAAAGCUAUUGCCCUGCAGAAUUUAACAAGGUCAAACUACUUAAGCAAGUAGUAGGAUCAUCACACAAGGGAGGACAUUAACGAUUCUAUUGACUUUUUUUUUGCUGUUGUUGUCCACAUUAUUCUUUGUUUACUAGUUUAUGCAACAAUUGGGCAUUGGCUCUCUGUUGUAUCUCAUGGAUGAGUAUCUGUUUUAAAGUAAAUAGGACAUGCACCAAACAUGAUAUAAGAUUUUUGUCCAAUAGGAGUUAUUAUCCAAUUGUUUAAUUAUC